GCCUACCCGUCCACCCAGUCAGCCACACACACAGACAGCAGCUGUUCCGUGCCUCACUAUGACAGCCUAGCCUAGCCUCACCUCUAUCUCUACUGUGAGCCACACACACCACACACACACCACACACACACAUCCCAGGCAACAAACAGUACAGGAGGACCAAGAGCACCACUCUGCCUGAUAAGGAUCAGUCUCUCCAGAGAAACAGGUCUGGGAACAGUGAGAGGACAGAAUGGGACUGUGGACGACGCUGAUCGUGGCUUCGCAGCUGAUCUUGAACCUGUGUUCAGAGGUGGGAGCCCAGGGCUCAGGUGAGUGUAGCCGAUAAUGAUUUUUUUUUAUUAUUACUGAAUGUGAUGCCUAUAUGAUCUUAAUGUGGUCAUUGAAGUCUAUUGAAACCAUACAAUUGCACCACAAAGUACUUUUAAGUUAUCGCUUUGUAAUCACAGGAUACAACAGCUAAAAGUUACAAUUCGACAAUUUGAUCUUAGCCAAAGACAGACAGUUUAAUUUGACACACAGACCGACUGUGAUGUCAUCUUCAGAUGCCUCUUAUCAGUCUACUAAAGCUCUCAGCACUCUACCUCAGAGGAUUCCAAUCGAGAACCAUGAAGCUCUGAGGUAAUGAUUGAUCUAACAGACACUGUGAUUGAGAAUAUCAUAGGUAACAAAAUCUGUCAACACAAAAUCAAUAUUGCUCUUCUUUACAUUGCAAUCACCAUUGUACCUGUUUUUUUAUUUUUUAUUUUGCAAAAUGAGAAUAUCAUAUUAAUUCGCACUCAAGCCAAUAUACACAAAGGCCUAGACAUGACAUUUGAUACUCGGUUGGGUAAGAAUAAAUGUUCUGAUAAAUAGUCCUCUGUGUCCUGUGUGUUGAGAAGAUUGAAAAGACAUGCUUCAUAAGAAUGUUGUGUACUGACUUUAGAGUGAGGGAGAGUAAGAGGUGAUGACUGAGAUGUGACCGCUGUAGUAAUUGAGUGUGUGUGCGUGUGCGUGUGUGUUUAGUGUACUGCCUGAACUGGUUGACUUGGUUCACUGGUAUCUCUGUGACUCUGAGAGGGAGGUGGGGGGGAGGGGGAGGGGGAGGGGGGGGGGGGGGGGGGUCUGGAGUCUGGAUCUGAUUUAAAAACCCAGCUACAACACACACAUGGGAAUAAUCACUAAUGGUCUGCAUGCAAUACUGGAAUCUGAAAACACACACACACACACACAUGCACCACAACACACAGGGCUUUUAAAAUGGCAUCUGCACUGAGGUACAGGCCAUAACUGUCACUGAUUGUGAGAGAUAUUAUUUUACAAAUAUAUUCACAGCUGCACUGCACACAGUUGUCUCCAUUGAUAAAUAGUAAACAUUUUACUCACUAGCAGUUCAUACAAAUAUACAUUAUUGGCAAUUAUUGCAUGAGGUUUUACUAUAAACAAGAAAAAGGUUGGAUUUAUUGAGUAAAUUGUCAAUCACCUGCCUUGUGUUUACAGUAAACCUUUGUUCUGACCUAUAAUAUAUGCCAUUUAGCAGACGCUUUUAUCCAAAGUGACUUACAGUCAUGCAUGCAUACAUUUUUCAUGUGGGUGGCCCCGGGAAUCGAACCCACAAUCCUGGUGGUGCAAUUACCAUGCUCUACCAACUGAGCCAUACAGGACUUAAAUGGAUUGUCAACCUAUCAAGGCACAAUAUAUAUAUCAGACUACAAUGACACCGUUUUUUUAUUAUUAUCUACUGCAUCAAGGUGAUUUUAUUGUCACUUUAUGACUUUAUGCGACUUUUUGUGGUUGUUAAUGUCACUUUUAGUCAUGUGUGUGAUACUGUAUGUGAGCCGUUCAGGCGAAUUUAAGGUGGAUUUGGUUUCAUGAGGAAAUCCUGACACACACAUGGCCCUGAGUCUGAAACAUAGAUGGAAGAGAGAGUGUGUGUAUACUGUGUCUAAACAGACAGAUGAGGAUAGAAAACGAGUUGGUUUGUUUAGAUUGUUGUGUUGGUGCACCCCCCAAUCCCAGCGUGCAGGCCAAGUCACACUGAACCAUACAGACAUCUAUAUGUUAGUGUUUGGCUAACCUCCCUCCUCAGGUGAGGGGGACAAUGGUGAUGCUGAAGCCUUCCACAAGCCAGUCCUGUCAGUGUGUUUGUAAAGGUGAGAUUGAGUGCAGGAAAGGAAAAGGAGCCUCCAGUCACGUUUAACCACACACCUUUAAAAUCCCCCCGUGCUGCUCCCUGGUGAGCUGGAACAGAUUGAGGCCAGGCUAGGCAGGGGGAACGGGAGGAAAGAAGAAAGAUGUCUGAAGCUGACAGACACAGAUGGAAGCCCACGCACGCACACACACUGAGAAGAAGGGAGAUGAGAGCAAUUUUCUGGAAGCAUUUGGGAGCAAUUUGGUGCGUGCCUUCACGACAGUGUGCCUUGUAGACGGCUGCUAGGGCACUUGUGUAUUCAUGUAGGGUCUCAGACUGGCGGGGAGGGAUUCAAGAUACAUCCUCCUGAGGUCUGCUGUGUCCCGGAGUGACUUUAUUGGACUAGAAUUGUAACCUUGAGCUUAACUCUUCAGUGGCUUCUACUUUCCACUCCCUGAGCACUCAGUACAGUACAGUCUAUCCAUAUUUAUCUAAUGCUAUUUUUGUGGUAAAAUCGUCAAGCAAAAGACCCACAGGGUUAUUUCCACUGAGACAAACUCAUUCUGAUCUUGAUCUUCCAGCCCAUCCUAGUCUACUGACAUAAAGUAUCCCCUCGGGACAUCAAAUCUAGUAGCUCAAGAACGAUCAAAAUACCAUACAUUCUGAUAAAAGUGAAAUGUUUUACCCCAAACUCAUAUUCUGCCUCAUCAACAACUAGCCUACUCUCUCAUGACGACCAGCAUAUUCUCAGCACUUUAAAACCUCUAGCUCAGCAAUCAUCAACAUUCAGGUCAAAGUGGUCAAGUGGAUUCUGCAGGGCAGGCAAUGUAACAUUUCUCCCCAGCUAGCCAAACUCAUUGUGAUGUUCCAGCCCAGUUUAGUCUAUAAAGUAUUGACGUGCACUUUCCCCACGAUACAUCCAAAACACCUUGCUCAAUAACAAUCCUAUUAAUCUACUCAGGCGUCUUUAUUCUCACUGUACUGAGCAGCAGAACUUUACUUUGUUACUUUACUUUAUUUCCCCUCAAAGAUUACUUUAUUUUACUUGACUUUAUGUUUCCCUUUACAGUUAUUUUACUUGACUUUAUGUUUCCCUUUACAGUUAUUUUACUUGACUUUAUGUUUCCCUUUACAGUUAUUUUAUUUUACAGUUCCCUUUACAGUUAUUGUACUUGACAUUUCCAUUUCCCUUUACCUUUAUUUUACUUUACGUUUCCCUUUACAGUUAUUUUACUUUACAAUUCCCUUUACAGUUAUUUUACGUAAUUUUUUCCUCUGUAGUGUAUGAUCUCCUCAAUUCCCCGGACUGUCUGCCAGACCUGCUGCAGGGUGGCCUGGUGGAGCAGGGGGUGAAUGAGGCUUUCAUCCUCACCACCUUCAAGCUGCAGCCCAAGACUGGCACCACAGUGUUCGGCCUGUACAACCCCCGGGACAACAGCAAGUACUUUGAGUUUACCGUGCUGGGGAAACUCAACAGAGGUAACGGGUAGGAAGGAGAGGCAGGGGCGUCAUGCCCAUUGAAACACUGAAAAUAUAGAAGAUAUUGUUUCUUUUACUCAUUAUUAAUUCAAAGAUAUCGAUUUUUGGGCACCAGUGCCCCUCAAAGAAAUUAGGUGCACAACGCCUCAGGGGAGAAGGAUGCAUAAUAUAUUGGUCUGAAUGCACUUUUCUGUACUAUGUCAAAUUAAAUAACAUUUUAAUUGUCACAUGCUUUGUAAACAACAGGUGUAGACUAACAGUGAAAAGACUCUUAGUUCUCUCUCUCUCUCUUUUCAUUUAAUUUGUGUUUAAAAAUCAUUAUUUUCUCUCUCUGCUUCUACAUUAUUCAUGAAUUCACUUCAUUGACACAUUUGCUGUGAUUCCCUCUCCAUCUCACGUCCUUUUCCCUUAACUACCACCUCUCUCUCUCUCUCUCUCUCUCUCUCUCUCUCUCUCUCUCUCUCUCUCCCUCCCUCCCUCCCUCCCUCCCUCCCUCCCUCCCAGCUGUGCUGCGUUACCUGAGGAGUGAUCGGAGGAUGAGCUCUGUGACCUUCAACAACAUCCUGCUGGCGGAUGGUCAGCGCCACCACCUCCUUUUCCACCUGAAGGGCUUGCAGCAGGGACCCGGGGGGGUGGAGCUACACCUGGACUGCAGGCUGGUGGAGACAGUCCGGGACCUCCCCUCCGUGUUUCAGGGCCUGCCUGCAGGCUACGGUGUGGUGGAGCUGAAGAGCAUGCAGGGCAAAGCAGAGGUGAUGUUAAUGGAUGUAUCUCAAAUAACACCAUAUUCCUUUUAUAGAGCACUUAUUUUGACCAUUGACCACAGGUACCCAGACCAUUGCUUUUGUUGACUUUGUACUCAGGGAAACCAUGAGUGAUGUCACUUAUUUACUCCUAGAUCCUCCUUCCAAAUUCAAAUGACCCAAACCCCCUAGCCUGGGUGCCAGAUAGUCUGAUUCUGCUUUGGUCAAAUCCUUGUCCCUCGAAAAUUAGAGUUGGCUACAGCAGGUACAAAUCUGGAAACCAGGAAACAAAUUUGGUAACCACCUUAUCCUAAUCCAAACAAACCCAUCCAUCAGCAUUCAGCACUGAUUCUCUGUAGCUCAGCUGGUAGAGCACGGCGCUUGUAACGCCAGGGUAGUGGAUUCGAUCCCUGGGACCACCCAUACACAAAAAUGUAUGCACGCAUGACUGUAAGUCGCUUUGGAUAAAAGCGUCUGCUAAAUGGCAUAUUACUAUAUUAUUAUUCCAACUAAUGCGUCCCUGUUGUUGGACUUCUUCACAAACAGGAAGAGCUGGAGGAGCUGAAACUAGUGGUGGGAGACACGUUUGAGAACGUAGCCUCUCAUCAAAACUGCCACCAACAAGGAGACUCAGUGCAGACUCUGGGUAAGAGUUGAUUUAGUCUCUAGUACUGUCUAGUUUACACAGACAAAAACUUUUAGAGGAAAGGCUUUUUCUUCUUGUUUUUUUAAAAACUGUUUUUCAUGCAAAUAAAUGGUGAUAGAAUGCUCAUAUAUACACUACCAGUCAAAAGUUUGGACACACCUACUCAUUCAAGGGUUUUUCUUUAUUUUUUACAAUUGUUUACAUUGUAGAACAAUAGUGAAGACAUCAAAACUAUGAAAUAACACAUAUGGAAUCAUGUAGUAACCAGAAGAGUGUUAAACAAAUCAAAAUAUAUUUUAUAUUUGAGAUUCUUCAAAAGUAGCCACCCUUUGCCUUGAUGACAGCUUUGCACACUCCUGGCAUUCUCUCAACCAGCUUCAUGAGGUAGUCACCUGGAAUGCAUUUCAAUUAACAGGUGUGCCUUCUUAAAAGUUAAUUUGUGGAAUUUCUUUCCUUCUUAAUGCGAUUGAGCCAAUCAGUUGUGUUGUGACAAGGUAGGGGGGGGGGGGGGGGUAUACAGAAGAUAGCCCUAUUUGGUAAAAGACCAAGUCCAUAUUAUGGCAAGAACAGCUCAAAUAAGCAAAGAGAAACGACAGUCCAUCAUUACAUUAAGACAUGAAGAUCAGUCAAUAUGGAACAUUUCAAGAACUUUGAAAGUUUCAUCAACUGCAGUCGUAAAAACCAUCAAGCGCUAUGAUGAAAUUGGCUCUCAUGAGGACCGCCACAGGAAUGGAUUACCUCUGCUGCAGAGGAUAAGUUCAUUAGAGUUACCAGCCUCAGAAAUUGCAGCCCAAAUAAAUACUUCACAGAGUUCAAGUAACAGACACAUCUCAACAUCAUGGUCGAAUUGCUGCAAAGAAACCACUACUAAAGGACACCAAUAAUAAGAAGAGACCUGCUUGGGCCAAGAAACACAAGCAUAUGUGGGAACUCCUUCGAGACUGUUGGAAAAGCAUUCUAGGUGAAGCUGGUUGAGAGAAUGCCAAGAGUGUGCAAAGCUGUCAUCAAGGCAAAGGGUGGCUAUUUGAAGAAUCUCAAAUAUAAAAUAUAUUUAGAUUUGUUUAACACUUUUUUGGUUACUACAUGAUUCCAUAUGUGUUAUUUCAUAGUUUUGAUGUCUUCACUAUUAUUCUACAGUGUAAAAAAUAGUAAAAAUAAAGAAAAACCAUUGAAUGGGUAGGUUUGUCCAAACUUUUGACUGGUACUGUAUGUCUCUACUGUCAAAUUCACACAAAAACAACAGUUACUGUAGAUUGAGGGUAGUUUAAACAAGAACCCCCUCUCGAGUCUGUUGGUAUGACCAAUGUUCUUUUCCAAUGCUGCUCUCCUUUGCAGGGGUCAACACAAAGCAGCUGUCUAAUCAAAUGCUUGAUCUCACCAAGGUGAUAAAUGAGCUAAAAGAUGUCCUCAUUCAGCAGGUAACUAUAGUGUUCAAGCUCAUCUGGGAGCUAUUAAACUGUACCUCCUGACUCACUGAGACCAUAAAAACUAAAAACAUGUUUUUGUUGCUUUCUAAAGGUCAAAGAGACAUCUUUUCUCAGAAACACCAUCUCUGAGUGCCAGGCUUGUGGUAAGAACAUCCACCACCACCAUUAUAUUACAAAUUAUGUAUUAAAGUUCUGUUAUAUGUUGUUUAUAGAUUGGGCCAAUAGCUUUUUCCUGACCAUGAGGAAAAUCCCUGGGCCCAAGUAAUAAAACUAGUUUGAAGCAUGUUCACUUAUAACACAUUCAUUACUAAUACAUGAGAAGCCACUGGUAUUGUGGAAACGACUGUUAUAAAAAUAUAUUUCCUCUGGGUGUCUUUGAAGGACUGGGAGGAAGCGAAGUCAUGAAGCCAAAGUGUGCCCCUGGCGUUUGUUUCCGUGGCGACAUGUGUAUUGAGACGGAGGACGGGGUUGAGUGUGGACCCUGUCCUGAUGGAUACACAGGGGACGGCUUCAGCUGUGAUGAUGUGGAUGAGGUAGGGUGUGUGUGUGUGUGUUAUGUGCAGGUGCAUGUGUGUUCACUAUAUGUAUUUGUAUGGCUGUAAUAAUUCUGAAAUACUAACCAAGCGUCGUCUUCCGUCUCUCUCUCCAGUGUCAGCUUAACCCUUGCUUCCCCGGGGUGAAGUGUGUGAACACGGCUCCAGGGUUCCGCUGUGAAGCCUGUCCUCUGGGCUACUCUGGUCUGGCUGUGGAAGGGGUGGGAGUGGUCUACGCACAGACAAACAAACAGGUCUGUCAACAUCACCAAAUACACUCAAGGUCUCCAGGUCAGUCAACAUCACUAAAUACAGUCAAGGUCUCCAGGUCAGUCAACAUCACCAAAUACACUCAAGGUCUCCAGGUCAGUCAACAUUACCCAAUACAGUCAAGGUCUCCAGGUCAGUCAACAUCACCAAAUACAGUCAAGGUCUCCAGGUCAGUCAACAUCACCAAAUACACUCAAGGUCUCCAGGUCAGUCAACAUCACCAAAUACAGUCAAAGUCUCCAGGUCAGUCAACCUCACCAAAUACAGUCAAGGUCUCCAGGUCAGUCAACAUCACCAAAUAUACUCAAGGUCUCCAGGUCAGUCAACAUCACCAAAUACAGUCAAGGACUCCAGAUCAGUCAACAUCACCAAAUACAGUCAAGGUCUCCAUGUCAGUCAACAUCACCAAAUACAGUCAAAUUCUCCAGGUCAGUCAACAUCACCAAAUACAGUCAAGGUCUCCAGGUCAGUCAACAUCACCAAAUACAGUCAAGGUCUCCAUUUUAAUUUGGUAAAAGAAAAAGCUGCACACUCUAGUAGGUCUGUUGUAAUAAUUUAUUCACCAACGUUUCGACAGGAAGCUGUCUUCCUCCAUUUCAAUUCAGUCAAUGGACAAUUCAAGAAGAUUAAUUUAAAUGAAAUGUACCCCUACCCACCCAUGGAACACCUUUUCAAGAUAUGUAUCAUAAUAAUCAUCUCCGGUUUUGUAUUUUAUACGGUCUCUUAGGUCUGUGAUGACAUCGACGAGUGCAAAGAAGCCAACAACGGACGGUGCACCGCUAACUCUCUCUGUCACAACUCUGCGGUAAGGACUGAGUGUCUGUCGCCAGAUCGUUUUGUUUCUUCAGCCAAUUCCUGACCUUUGUUAUCAUACAACAGAAAAAGCACAAACAGAUCAGGCACCAGGCUAGUAUCUGAUAGCCUGGAAUAAAAACGGAAUAUCACUCAUUUAAACAAUAGUGCAAGGAGGGAACAAUGUUAACUGGAUUCCAAAUAUGUCAGGUGGGGUCCUAUGGAUCACAAACUGGCCUCCAUUGACAGAACUCUCUCUCAUUGCCUGUUCCCCUACAUUCUCCCUAUAGGGUUCAUAUGUCUGUGGGGGGUGUAAGACAGGAUACACAGGAGACCAGGUGAAGGGCUGUAAGCCAGAGAGGAGCUGUGGUAACAGUCUGACCAACCCCUGUGAUGUCAACGCCCAGUGUUUCCAAGAAAGAGACGGCUCCAUCACCUGUCAGGUGGGGUCCUAUGGAUCACAAACUGGCCUCCAUUGACAGAACUCUCUCUCACACACACACACGCGCACACAAACGAAUGAUACACACAUGCACGCAUACACACCCAACAUAAAAAUUAAAAAAUAGGCCAGACUUACACAAACUGCCUUCUACACACACACACACGCAAACUCACGCAAACACACACACACACACACGCACACAUGCAAAUACACGCACACACACAGAAAUGCAAACACACACACACACACACGCACUCACGCAAACACUCACACACACAAACACACACACACACAAACACACACACACACACAAACACACACACACGCAAACACACACACGCGUGCACACACACACAAACGAAUGAUACACACAUGCACACAUACACACCCAACAUAAAAAAAAAAAAAUAGGCCAGACUUACACAAACUGCCUUCUACACACACGCAAACACACACACACACACACACAAGCAAAACACAAACACAAACAUGCACACACGCAAACAUGCACACACGCAAACACGCAAACACGCACACACACACUGUCUCUUAAGUGUUCUCUCUUCUUUCUCCUGUCAGUGUGGGAUUGGCUGGGCUGGUAAUGGCUACCUAUGUGGAAAGGACACAGACAUUGAUGGAUACCCUGAUGAGAAACUCAAGUGCAAGGAUAUGCUUUGUAAAAAGGUAACCAUGACAACACAACAAAUACAACUAUCCUGGGAUAAACGGCACGUCUCUCUUUGCAUGCCUUCCUCUCUCUCUCUCUCUCUCUCUCUCUCUCUCUCUCUGUCUCUCUCUCUCUGCAUCCCCAACUGUCCCUUCUCCCCUCUCUCACUCCCUCUUCCCCUCCUCUCCCUUUUCCCUCCCUCCAUCUUCUUUUGAUGGUGUGUCUGUUAAAGGGAUAACCAUAAAUCUGUCAAUAAAUAAAUCUGUCUGUUGUCAGGAUAACUGCAUGCGCGUUCCCAACUCUGGCCAAGAGGAUGCUGACAAGGACGGACAAGGAGACGCUUGUGACGACGACGCUGAUGGAGACGGUAUUCUGAAUGAACAGGUAGAACUUUAUAUGCAGGUAGACCUUACAUCUUUACACACACACACACAGCCCCCUCACCCACACUCUCUCAAAUAAAAUUGAAUCAAAUGUAUUUAGAAAGCCCUUUUUACAUCAGCAGAUGUCACAAAGUGCUUAUACAGAAACCCAGCCUAAAACCCCAAACAGCAAGCAAUGCAGAUGUAGAAGCACGGUGGCUAGGAAAACUCCCUAGAAAGGCAGGAACCUAGGAAGAAACCUAGAGAGGAACCAGGCUUUGCGGGGUGGCCAGUGCCGGGUGGAGGUUAUAAGAGUACAUGGCCAUUAAGGCCAGAUCAUUCUUCAAGAUGUUCAAACGUUCAUAGAUGACCAGCAGGGUCAAAUAAUAAUCACAGUGGUUGUAGAGGGUGCAACAGGUCAGCACCUCAGGAGAGAGAGAGAGAGAGAGAGAGAGAGAGAGAGAGAGAGAGAGAGAGAGAGAGAGAGAGAGAGAGAGAGAGAGAGAGAGGAGAAUUAGAGGACACCGGUUAAGACAGGAGAAUUUCACCAGAUAGGACAGACUGACCCUAGCCCCUCUGUGCCCCUCUCCCAUGCAGGAUAACUGCUGGCUGAAGCCUAACGUGGACCAGAGGAACAGUGACAAGGACAGCCAUGGUGACGCCUGUGACAACUGUCGUACGGUGGAGAACCCUGAUCAGAGGGACACUGACAGUGACGGGAAAGGAGACGCCUGCGAUGAUGACAUGGAUGGAGACGGUACAGCGACACAUCACUACCACCUAGCUACAGUCUGUCACAGUAGUCUGUUCCAACAGCCGCUUGUCUAGAAUCCUUGAACAUACAGUGCCACCAAACACCUACCCUACAAUGACCCAAUGAUUUAUAUACUAGAGGAGUAGAGGGGGUGUUGUUUUGAAGCCACAGCGCCUCCAUCUUGGCAUUCCCCCAAUAUUGUAAAAAAUAUUUUGGAAGCUAUAGAAAUGCAUUAAUUAAUAUCUACAUUCAUUCUUUCCACGUUAAUUAUAUUACAGACACCUUAAUGCAUACUUUUAAAAUAUAUUAUUUGAGCUAAACAUAAAAAAUUAUAUAUAUUUAAAAAAAAAAAUACAAAACAUUAUAUUGUUACAUUCCCCACUACAAAACAAAACUUAAAUACAUGUACUUUUGUCCUUUAUUUAAUUGAAAUACUGUAGAAUUCUACUCAUUGAUAUGGAGGACUGCUCCUUCUGGGGAGUGCCAAUAUGGCCGACCGAAGGCUUCAAAGCCUCUCACUGACCAACACAUAGCAUCAGCAAUCCAGGGUUUAUAUACAUCAUUGCCCCGACCCCAUUACUAAAAUCACCUCUUAAGUUAACACAAACAUACAGUAUGCCUUUAUCCUCCUUACUCUUUAAUACUGUAGAUGACUGUCUGGGUUUCUUUUUAUAGACCCUGUCUACAGACGGCUUGACCUUUAUGCUACGACCACAGUACUGUUGCUUCCCUGAGAUAAAUGAGAAAUGACACACACAGGGCCUACUGUAUUCGCUAGCACAGACUGGAAUACGUUCCGGGAUUCUUCCGAUGGCAUUGAGGAGUACACCACAUCAGCCACUGGCUUCAUCAAUAAGUGCAUCGAUGAGCCAUGGAUUACAGGCAACAUCAGCACUGAGCUAAAGGGUAGAGCUGCCGCUUUCAAGGAGCGGGACUCUAACCCGGAAGCUUAUAAGAAAUCCCGCUAUAACCUCCAACGAACCAUCAAACAGGCAAAGCAUCAAUACAGGACUAAAAUCGAAUCGUACUACACCGGCUCCGACGCUCGUCGGAUGUGCCAGGCCUUGCAAACUAUUACAGACUACAAAGGGAAGCACAGCCGCGAGCUGCCCAGUGACACGAGCCUACCAGACGAGUGUGAUCACGCUCUCCGUAGCCGAUGUGAGUAAGACCUUUAAACAGGUCAACAUUCCCAAGGCCGCAGGGCCCUACGGAUUACCAUGACGUGUACUCCGAGCAUGCGCUGACCAACUAGCAGGUGUCUUCACUGACAUUUUCAACCUCUCCCUAUCUGAGUCUGUAAUACCAACAUGUUUCAAGCAGACCACCAUAGUCCCUGCGCCCAAGAACACUAAGGUAGCUGGUCAUGGCUCACAUCAACACCAUUAUCCCAGAAACCUUAGACCCACUCCAAUUUGCAUACCGCCCCAAAAUAUCCACAGAUGAUGCAAUCUCUAUUGCGCUCCACACUGCCCUUUCACACCUAUGUGAGAAUGCUAUUAAUUGACUACAGCUCAGCAUUCAACACCAUAGUGCCCUCAAAGCUCAUCACUAAGCUAAGGACCUUGGGACUAAACACCUCCCUCUGCAACUGGAUCCUGGAUUUCCUGACGGGCCGUCCCAAGGUGGUAAGGGUAGGUAACAACACAUCCGCCACGCUGAUCCUCAACACGGGGGCCCCUCAGGGGUGCGUGCUCAGUCCCCUCCUGUGCUCCCUGUUCACUCAUGACUGCAUGGCCAGGCACGACUCUAACGCCAUCAUUAAGUUUGCCGAUGACACAAGAGUGGUAGGCCUGAUCACAGACAAUGACGAGACAGCCUAUAGGGAGGAGGUCAGAGACCUGGCCGUGUGGUGCCAGGACAACAACCUCUCCCUCAACGUGAUCAAGACAAAGGAGAUGAUUGUGGACUACAGGAAAAGAAGAGGACUGAGCACGCCCCCAUUCUCAUCGACGGGGCUGUAGUGGAGCAGGUUGAGAGCUUCAAGUCCACAUCACCAACAAACUAUCAUGGUCCAAACACACCAAGACAGUCAUGAAGAGGGCACGACAAAACCUAUUCCCCCUAAGGAGACUGAAAAUAUUUGGCAUGGGUCCUCAGAUCCUCAAAAGGUUCUACAGCUCCACCAUCGAGAGCAUCAUGACUGGUUGCAUCACCGCCUGGUAUGGCAAUUGCUCGGCUUCCGACAGCAAGGCACUACAGAGGGUAGUGCGUACGGCCCAGUACAUCACUGGGGCCAAGCUUCCUGCCAUCCAGGACCUCUAUACCAGGUGGUGUCAGAGUAAGGCCCUAAAGAUUGUCAAAGACUCCAGCCACCCUAGUCAUAGACUGUUCUCUCUGCUACCGGAGCGUGAGCGGUACCGGAGCGCCAAGUCUAGGUCCAAGAGGCUUCUAAACAGCUUCUACCCCCAAGCCAUAAGACUCCUGAACAUCUAAUGAAAUGGCUACCCAGACUAUUUGCAUUGCCCCCCCCCCCCCCUCCAUAUUUUACGCUGCUGCUACUCUCUGUUUACUAUCUAUGCAUAGUCACUUUAAUAACUCUACCUACAUGUACAUAUUACCUCAAUUACCUCGACUAACCGGUGCCCCCGCACAUUGACUCGGUACCGGUACCCCCUGUAUAUAGCCUCGCUAUUGUUAUUUGUACUGCUGCUCUUUAAUUAUUUGUUACUUUUAUUUCAUAUAAUUUUAUAUUGUAUUUUUUUGUGUGAUUUGUUUUGGUAUUCUUUCUAAAAACUGCAUUGUUGGUUAAGGGCUUGUAAGUAAGCAUUUCACAGUAAGGUCUACACCUGUUGUAUUCAGCGCAUUUGACAAAUAUAAUUUGAUUUGAUUUGAUUUGAUUUCAACAGUUCACACAGAUGCCAAAUGCAACAGUGCCUCCCAGUGGCACAACUAGUGAACUAUUAGAAACAGCAUAUCAAUGGAAACAGAAUCAUGCAGUUUGCUUUUAAAUCCCAAUGCAUUGAUUCAACGUCAGUGGUUAAGCCUUCAAAUCAUAUAAAUCAUGUUUUAUGAUUUUCUCAUGGGCCAUACUUCACUUUUUGAAUGUAUCCCUUGGAGAUUCACAGAUGUUCUAAAUUUGAAAUAUCCGUUCAUACGUCACAAAGCAGUGCUCCUGAAAGAGUCCACUUGAAGCUGAAGCACUCUCAUGUAUUUCACCAACACUUCUGCAAAGUGGUGGGAUACUAUUGGUCAGAUAACUUUACAAACUCAAUCUUUGUAAUUGAAUUGGUCUCCAGGCUUGAAGAACUUCCUGGAUAACUGCCAGCGGGUGGUGAACCGGGACCAGUUAGACCGGGAUGGAGACGGAGUGGGAGAUGCCUGUGACAGCUGCCCUGAUAUCCCUAAUCCUAACCAGGUCAGACUGCCUCCACAGGCCUCCAUUAGGGCACUGAGACCUGUUCAGUUUACAGAUAUAAAAUUGGAUAUGGAGCAACUGAACUGUCCUACCCUGUCUUAAAUAUUAUACUGAGUGGUCAAAAAGUGUUUUAACAAAUCUGUGCUCUAAUUUUAGUCCGACAUCGACCAUGACCUGGUUGGGGAUUCUUGUGACACAAACCAAGACAGGUACAAGAGGAAACAUCUUUUAAAAUUAUCUGACUUGAGAAAAAGUAUGCUCUUAAAAUAUCCACUUCAUGAUUUCAUUGAUUUAGUCAAUUCAUGAUUGCAGUGGUCAAUAUUUCCAUUUAUUUUGACGAAUAUUAAUAUUUUACUGUAUAUUUUAGUAUACUGUGCAUAAACUAGGUUUCCAGUCCAAUGUUAUUUAACUGCCAGCCAUUCCCUACUAGCCUGAGUUCCAGAUCUGUUUAUGCUGUCUUGUCAACUCCUUGCUGUCGACAAGACAGCACAAACAGAUCUGGGACUCAGACUAAAUCCAUACAUGUGAUCUUUUCUGUCCCUCCUCCCUGUGUGUCACCCCCUGUUCUGUAGUGAUGGUGACGGUCACCAGGACACCAAGGACAACUGUCCCAACGUGAUCAACAGCUCCCAGCUGGACACAGACAAAGACGGCCUGGGGGAUGAGUGUGACGAUGACGAUGACAACGACAGCAUCCCUGACUUCCUGCCACCGGGACCCGACAACUGCAGACUGGUGCCCAACCUCGACCAGCUGGAUGAGAACAGUCAGUCUUUAAUAUUUAUUUCACACGAUUUACUUUCCCGCUUCAACCAAAUUGCCCAGCAAUGGGACAAUAAUGCUUUUCUGAAUCUGAAUGUGAAUUCUUGAGUUAUCACCUAAAAGCCUGGUGAUCCAGUCUGUUUGUGCUUUGGCCAACUCCUCUCUGUGUUAGUUUGUGUCCUGACAAACAGACAGUAAAUGGUGUGACAACUGUAGAAGAGUAUGGGACCAGACUGCAUUUUAAGUGGAAGUAAAACACAAGAAAGUGAACACCUAUGCACUAACAAGGUUUUCCAUCAAAUAAAAUGUAAUGUUAUUUGUCACAUGCUUCGUAAGCAACAGGUGUAGACUAACAGUGAAAAUUCUUACUUCACAUUCAGCUUUGACACCUGCAAAAAAAAAAUAAAAGUUGCUUAAUUGGUCUACUACUGUACCAUUCAUCACCAUUGACCAUUGACAUUCAACCAGUUUGCGGCAGGUAGCCUAGUGGUUAAGAGUGUUGGGCCAGUAAUCUAAAGGUUGCUGGUUCAAAUCUCUGAGCCAACUAGGUGAAUAAUCUGUCGAUGUGCCCUUGAGCAAGGUACUUAACCCUAAUUGCACCUGUAUGUCACUCUGGAUAAGAGCGUCUGCUAAAAUUUAAAAAUGUAACCAACCUGAAACUCUCCACUUUACCAGUGUAUUGUCUAUGCUUAGAACCUUACUGGCCAUCAUUUCUAAGCGUUUGUGUAUUCUCUCCUCCCAGAUGACGGUGUUGGAGAUGUGUGUGAGUCAGACUUUGACCAGGACAAGGUGAUUGACAGGAUAGACAACUGCCCAGAGAACGCUGAGGUCACUCUGACAGACUUCAGAGCCUAUCAGACGGUGGUGCUGGACCCGGAGGGCGACGCCCAGAUUGACCCCAACUGGGUGGUACUUAAUCAGGUCAGAUGGUCAUUUACUGGAUGGACUUACAAAACAAUAAGUUCAACAUGGCAGAAAUGCUUUGACUUUGUCAACAUGAUUGACAUUUAAUCUCUCAAACAGGGAAUGGAGAUUGUGCAGACCAUGAACAGUGACCCUGGACUUGCUGUGGGUAAGAAAGACUUCUAAAUCGUUAUCAGGUAUCGUACCAUGUUAUCUUAUAUGGUAUUGUAUCAAGUCGUAUCCUAUUUUAUCGUGACAUUUUUGUUGUGUUGUGCUCCCAAGGUUACACUGCAUUCAGUGGGGUGGACUUUGAGGGGACGUUCCAUGUGAACACGGUGACUGACGAUGACUACGCAGGCUUCAUCUUCGGCUACCAGGACUCUUCCUCCUUCUACGUGGUCAUGUGGAAACAGACUGAGCAGACCUACUGGCAGGCGACACCCUUCAGAGCAGUGGCCGAGCCUGGCAUCCAGCUCAAGGUGUGUGUGUGUGUGUGUGUGUGUGUGUGUGUGUGUGUGUGUGUGUGUGUGUGUGUGUGUGUGUGUGUGUGUGUGUGUGUGUGUGUGUGUGUGUGUGUGUGUAUGUGUGUAUGUGUGUGUGUGUGUGUGUGUGUGUGUGUGUGUGUGUGUGUGUGUGUGUGUGUGUGUGUGUGUGUGUGUGUGUGUGUGUGUGUGUGUGUGUGUGUGUGUGUGUGUGUGUGAAGUUAGUACAAAAAGACAAAGACAGAUUUGGUUUAGGGUGGCUGUUGAUUGUACAAUUCAACACACACACACGUGUAGUAUGGAGAGCCACCCUAAACACAAUCUGUCUUGAAAGAACUACUGCCAGGCCACAAAGCAGUGGCCGAGCCUGGCAUCCAGCUCAAGGUGUGUGUGUGUGUGUGAUUGUGUGUGGGAUUGUGUUUUUGAAGUGAGUACGAAAAAACAAAGAUGGAUUGUGUUUAGGGUGGCUCUGUGCAAUUCAACACAAACACGUGUACUGUGGAGAGCACAGGAGGUUGGUAGCACCUUAAUUGGGUAGGACGGCUCAUGGUAAUGGCUGGAGCGGAAUAGGUGGAAUGGUAUCAAAUACAUUAAACACAUGGUUUCCAUGUGUUUGAUGCCAUUCCAUUUGCUCCAUUCCAGACAGUAUUAUGAGCCGUCCUCAAAUCUGGCUUUGUCUCUUUGUACUUACUUAUUUCUUACAUUCUCUCCCUCACUAUCUCCUCUCUCCAUCUCUCUCUCCCUCCCCGUCCCCAGGCUGUGAAGUCUAAGUCGGGUCCAGGGGAGCACCUGAGGAACUCCCUGUGGCACACAGGGGAUACAAACGACCAGGUGCGUCUGCUGUGGAAGGACCCCAGGAACGUGGGCUGGAAGGACAAGGUUUCCUACCGUUGGUACCUGCAGCACCGACCCCAGGUCGGAUACAUCAGGUGAGACAGCUGAGAGAAAAAUUGAGAGAGAGAGAGUUUGUGUGAGUCUGAUGUGAUGUCAUCGUUACAUCUAAUACACAAUGGUGUACAACAAUGGCUAAUGUCUGUUGGGUGUUUGGACAGGGCCCGUUUCUAUGAGGGGACAGAGCUGGUGGCUGACUCUGGCGUGACCAUCGACACCACCAUGAGAGGAGGCCGACUGGGAGUGUUCUGUUUCUCUCAGGAAAACAUAAUCUGGUCCAACCUAAAGUACCGCUGCAAUGGUAAGCAACAGGCUAGUUGAAACGGGUCAUUUGAGACGCUCUUUUGUCUUUACUCACACUUUUUGUUUUGAACUCAAAUUAGUCAAAUUCAUCAACCAAAGUGGCAUCCUUAAUUUAACUGACUCUCGGUAGAACUUGACCUUGACCCUUAACCUCUGACCUCUAAACUACACAGAUACCAUCCCUGGGGACUUCCAGGAGUUCAGCAUGCAGCACGGCGUCGUCGACGGUCUCUAAGUAUACAGAGAAAGACUGAAAGAGAGACCGUUUCUCCAGAUGUGUUUGGAAUGUACUGUACGUGGUGUGUGUGUGUACACAGUGGCAAUACUGUAUGUAUGUGAUCUGUUUCCAUGUCUACAUCCUUCCCCGUCAAAAAUGGAAUCAACUUGUCUUCAUGAGUGUUAUAAUCAGUGUCCUCAGUGCUCUAAAUGAGGACUACUAGAGUAUGUAUGUGAUCUGUUUCCAUGUCUACAUCCUUCCCCGUCAAAAAUUGAAUCAACUUGUCUUCAUGAGUGUUAUAAUCAGUGUCCUCAGUGCUCUAAAUGAGGACUACUGGAGUAAAAUACAAUUAUAGAUUUUUUUAGGAAGUCGAUUAUAAUCCAUAUCAAAAACUUUCAAAUUUCAUGCAUAUUACAUUUCAAACUUAAAAUUUCCUUCAUUUUUUGAGCUCAAAGACAGCACAAACAGAUCCGGGGCCAGGCCAACUUUCUUGACCCUGUGACCUCAGCCUCACCGGAGGCCUAGUCUUGACCAAGAGUUUUGUUAUCAGUGGUUAUCAUGGCUCCUUAACAAAACUCUCUAGAGGCCAAUGGAGAGCGAUUUGAAAAUGUUUCCCAAAUAAACUCUACUCCUCUGCCCGGUUUAAGUCUUAGACGUAGGUGUUUGUAAGUUUAAAAUUCAUGUUGAUUCUUUUAUAAGUAUAAUGUUAUCGACAAGAGAAUUUCAAAUAAACAGAAAUGUUAUAAGAGAUA
Messenger RNA from Coregonus sp. 'balchen', 17896 nucleotides. The record is from the annotation of a GenBank genome assembly. NCBI's taxonomy places the organism in Eukaryota, Metazoa, Chordata, Actinopteri, Salmoniformes, Salmonidae.